This is a messenger RNA of Anneissia japonica, 2290 nucleotides long. RefSeq lists its product as uncharacterized. The transcript has 5 exons. The coding region runs from base 254 to 2290 and encodes 678 amino acids. The record is from RefSeq and is a predicted model, not a curated record. Lineage: Eukaryota; Metazoa; Echinodermata; Crinoidea; Comatulida; Comatulidae.
UGUCCUUGUCACAACAUAUCAGUCUGUCAGCUGGCAGAGACCGGCUUGAAAUACUCUACUAAUUUCAACCUUCUGGAUUUUAUAUUUUGUUCACCUGUGAGAAGAAAUAAUUUCAUCUGAUAUCAUAACAGUUGCUGAGGUGAUGCAUUUGGUAAAGUUUAGCAAGGAACAAAAAUAUCUGCAAAGCUAAUAUAAGUGUGAACUUAUCUGUAACUGUACAAUCUCUUCUAGAAGGUUUCUGCAAAGCAAACCAAUGCAGAGUAAUUUAGUCACUGUAACCUUCAAUUCAUCACCAAAAAUGGAAGUGAGGAAGACACAGUACUUGGGACCACGCAGAAUGUAUGCCGGGCCACCACCAGAGGUGCUAAGACGGUCAAUAUCGGACAGUUGUGGAAGUGGUCCCAUGGUCAGAACACCUCAUGAUCACUUUUGGAAUUCAGGCUCGCAGCAGACAUUCCCAGUUCACAGAUUUGGUCGAUCCAAUUCAGAAAGUGACGCGAAACAUGUUAUGACCUUUGACGAGGCAGUUAACGGACAGAUGCUUGCAAAGUGUUUGACGGAAUCUUCUAUUCGUGGGAAAAAUGGCUCGCGGAAUGAAUCACCAUUUAUUCCAAGGAAAUACUCGUAUCAAACAAGUCACAUGGGAUGGGGUGCAAGCAGCAAUUCUGUACACAUGCUUCGCCCAAGAACCGUUACUUCCCGGUCGAGUUCGUCUGGAGAUGAUACCGAUAUCGGUAGCAACCAGUUGCUGACUGCGGGUGAAUUUUCAAACAACAACACAAAAAAAAUUUUAAACGAAAAUACUGAUGGCCUGAAAGUAAAACCCUCAAAUGAAAAUUUACGUAAAAUACAACAGCAAGGCGGUAAUCGUAAAGAACUUCAUCUCGAUCUUGGUGGCCCAAGUGGGAAUUUACUGCAACAAGUUUUAUCUGAGGAUUCAGUGUUUGAUAGUAAUUUGGCUUACAGCCAACCAAAAAGAGAGGAAUAUCAACGUUCGACUAGUAUGAAUGACGGUAGAACACAACGUUUCUGGGAAGCGAAGGAGAAAUUUCAACCCCCUCGCCAUUGUAGCUUAGAUCAUUGCUUCUUUGUUCCGCAGGAUUUUGAUUCGGACCCGGAGUUUCCCACAAGUUUAUUGUCCUCACCACUCAUGCUACGAAAAAAUGAUGAAUCAAACCAAUCUAGUACGAAUAGAUUUUCAGAUGAAAAUAAUCCUGAUUUAGUUUCUAUUGCUAAAAUUGGAGAAUCGCUUGCAAUUGAGGUCACAAACUCCGAUCAUAUUCCAUUUGUGCGAUCACGUCCAGGAUCCAAUCAGAAGUCGAUGCCUAAUAAGCAAACUUUGAGUAAAUUGCCAGCCGCUGAAAAGGUGACAUCAGUUGAAACAGGAAAGUCGAAUGAUAUACUUACAGCAAGAUUGAAUCAGCAGGAUAAUUUCAACGUCAGGGCCACUGAGUGUGACUCAGCAUCCCCAGAGAAGAAAGGAGAAGCGUCAGCUGCCAGUGGGAUAGAACCCGCGGACAAACUCGACAAAAUGCACGAAAAUCCAAAAGGAAAGUCACAGGAGAAAAAUAACGUACACGUCGAGAAAAUGCCAAAAACUCCCCACUCUACCUCAGUUUUUGGACGUUUGUUUUCUUUACGCCGCAAAAAUAAGGAUGACAAUCACAAAAAUAAGGAAGAAGAGGAGAUGCCAAAGACUGCUCUCAAGGCAUCAAAUUCGUCCAAGAGUCAAAGUCCACGGUCAGAUAUUACUGUUCGAUUCUCGGAUAUAAGUUGCGAGAGUGAUGAAAUUUGGUUUGAUAAUGUGACAAGCUUGGAAUCUAAUGGAGUUAUUAAUAAGGAGUCUUCCUUCCAAGAGGUUUUACGUGUUACCCUACCGAAGGAUGAUCGUAGACGUUCUGGUCCUCCGGUGAAGCGCAAACCACUCUACAAACGAAGUUGGAGUGACCCAUAUAAGAAUAAAGAAAACAUGACAUUUGAUGGAUCCCUUGUUCGCACUGGGUCAGAAAAAGUGCGUAAAUUAAGCCGUAAACCUAGACAGCGAGGUGGGUCAGCACGGGGAAUAUGUAGCUUGUGCGGUUUCACGGUUGGACGAGAACGUGCAUACAUUAAGGGAAGACUCUUCCACGAAUCCUGUAUAUACUGCUCAAAGUGUGAGAGGCCGUUAAAUGCGAAGGGAUACAUUGAAAGUGUUGAUUCAACUGGUUGCCAAUACAAGAGGCGAUGUUUGUGUUCUCCCACAUGUAUAUCAUCAAGGGAACCCGCCUUCACGCAUCACUUCAUCUUUUGA